Molecule: messenger RNA, 1758 nt
Organism: Physeter macrocephalus (sperm whale)
Lineage: Eukaryota; Metazoa; Chordata; Mammalia; Artiodactyla; Physeteridae
Product: zinc finger protein 791-like
Biological process (GO): regulation of DNA-templated transcription
Source: RefSeq, a predicted model, not a curated record
AUGUACUGGCAGGAGGAGGACUCAGUGACCUGUGAGGAUGUGGCUGUGAACUUCACCCUGGAGGAUUGGGCUCUACUGAAUCCUACACAGAAGAAACUCUACAGAGAUAUGAUGCAGGAAACCUUUAGGAACUGGGUCUGCAUUUUAGGAACAAAAUGGGAUGAUGAUGACAUUGAAGAGCAGUACAAAAACCAGGGGGGAAAACCAAGAAAUCAUAUGGUAGUGAGAUUCUCUGAGCGUAAAGACCAUAGUCCAUGUGGAGGAAACUUCAGCCUUAUUCCACCUCUCAAUCAGAACAAGAAAACUCCUGGAUUAAAACCAUGUGAAUGCAGUGUAUGUGGAAAAGUCUUCAUGCAUCAUUCAUCUCUUAAUAGGCACAUGAAAUGUCACAUUGAACACAGACCUCAAGAUUUUAAAAAAUAUGAUCAGGGACUGUAUAAUACAUAUAAAUGUAAGGAAUGUGGGAAAGUUUACAAAUAUUACAGUUCCUUUCAGAGGCACAAAAGAACUCACACUGGAGAGAAACUGUAUGAAUUCCAGCAAUGUGGAAAAAGUUUCAGUAAUCAUCAAGGUUUCCAAACACAUGAAAGAAUUCACUCUGGAGAGAAGCCCUAUGAAUGUAAGCAAUGGGGUAAAGGUUUACGUUCUCAAAAAGGUUUCCAAAAACAUGAAAGAGAUCACACUGGAGAAAAAACCUGUGAAUGUAAGGAAUGUGAGGAAGCAUUCAUUAACCCCAGUUCUCUUCAAAUACAUGAAAGGAGUCACAGUGGAGAGAAACCACAUGUGUGUAAAACAUGUUGUAAAUCAUUUAGUAUUCCCAGAUCCCUUCGAGAACAUGAAAGAACCCAUACUGGAGAAAAACCCUAUGAAUGUAAAGUAUGUGGGAAAUCCUUCGCUUCCACUUAUGUUCAAGUGCAUGAAAGAGCUCACACUGGACAGAAACCCUAUCAAUGUCAGGAGUGUGGGAAAGCCUUCGUUUGUCCCUCAGGCAUUCGAAGGCACAUGAGACUGCACACUGGAGAGAAACCAUAUAAAUGUGAAGAAUGUGGGAAAGCAUUCAAUAAUCCCAGUUCUCUUCACAUACACAAAAGGACUCACACUAGAGAGAAACCGUAUAUGUGUAAAACAUGUUCUAAAGCAUUUAGUAUUCCCAGAUAUCUUCGAAAACAUGAGAAAACCCAUACUGGAGAAAAACCCUAUGAAUGUAAAAUAUGUGGGAAAACCUUCAGUUCCACCUAUGUUCAAGUGCAUGAAAGAAUUCACACUGGGGAGAGACCCUAUAAAUGUAAGGAAUGUGGGAAAGCCUACAUUUCUCUCUCAGGCAUUCAAAGACACAUGAGCCUGCACACUGGAGAGAAACCGUAUAAAUGUGUAGAAUGUGGGAAAGCAUUUAUUAUUCCCAGUUUUCUUCAAACACAUGAAAGGACUCACACUGGCGAGAAACCGUGUGUGUGUAAAAUAUGUUCUAAAGCAUUUCGUUUUUCCAGUUCUCUUCAAAAACAUGAAAGAACUCAUACAGAAAAACCCUAUGACUGUAAAAUAUGUGGGAAAACUUUUGCUUCCACUUAUGUUCAAGUGCAUGAAAGAACUCACCCUGGAGAGAAGCCUUAUGAACAGGAAUGUGGGAAAGCCUACAUUUCUGUCUUAGGCAUUCAGAGACACAUGCAUACUGCAGAGAAACCAUGUAAAUAUGAAGAAUGUGGGAAAACCUUUUCUGAUCUCUCUACUUUGCAAAGCAUGAAAGGGUUCACUAGAUAA